Mercurialis annua (annual mercury) is the source of this 1108-nucleotide messenger RNA. Its product is annotated as protein DCL homolog, chloroplastic. Gene Ontology annotation, cellular component: chloroplast. Bases 209 to 880 code for a protein of 223 amino acids. NCBI's taxonomy places the organism in Eukaryota, Viridiplantae, Streptophyta, Magnoliopsida, Malpighiales, Euphorbiaceae. Gene Ontology annotation, biological process: chloroplast rRNA processing; chloroplast organization. The transcript is spliced from 3 exons. The record is from RefSeq and is a predicted model, not a curated record.
UUUCCACUUGCACAAACAGCUACUCAGUGAGUCAGUGAUAGAGUGAGCGGGUGAUGAUAAGUUAUAAGACACGACCGUUAAGUUAAACCUCUUCAAUUCUUCUUCUUCUACCUUGCAAAAGACAGUACCCCAAUGAUACCUAACAACAACCGAACCAACUGAAUUUUAUCAUAGCACUUAGUAAUCUUAGUAGUAAGAGAGAUAGGCCAUGACCAUGGCUUUAUUAUCUAAACCACCACCACUACCCCUGUCACCGUCUCUUCACUGCCGAUACUCCGCCAACCCUAUCGCUAAAUUUUUCUCUCCUAUCAAUUUAUCUUUUCCAUUGAACCUUACGACGUCGUUUAAUUCUCGCGUGUUUGCAUCAAAGGCUGGAUCGGACGGGUCGGAUUUAGUGAGGAGGAGACCGACUGUACGUUCUGAGAAGGAGGAGGUGGGUAGAAUUGUUGAAGAUGUUGAGGGCAUUAAUGGAAAUAGAAAUAAUUAUAAGGAUGAUAAUGAUGACGGAGAAUUGGUAGAUUGGGAGGACCAAAUUUUGGAGGACACUGUUCCUCUUGUUGGGUUUGUUAGAAUGAUUCUUCACUCUGGCAAAUAUGAAAAUGGUGAUAGAUUAAGUCCAGAGCACGAGAGAACUAUUUUGGAGAGGCUGCUUCCAUUUCAUCCGGAGUAUGAAAAGAAGAUUGGGUGUGGAAUUGAUUAUAUUACGGUUGGUCAUCAUCCUGAGUUUGAAUCGUCGAGAUGCAUGUUCAUAGUAAGGAAAGAUGGACAGCUGGUCGACUUUUCGUAUUGGAAAUGCAUUAAGGGCUUGAUCAGGAAGAACUAUCCGUUAUAUGCAGACAGUUUUAUCCUCAGACAUUUCCACAGGCGUAGGCAGAGUUGAUGAAGGUAGUACACCCAACUAGUUGACCAUAAUUAAUAUAAACGUACGCUGAACAAUUUAGUUCAUUUCUUAUUGUUGAAAUGAUGUCAUAUGUACAAUAUUUAUGGUAAUUAGAAGUAAAGCUGUUCAAGAGGAAUUGAUAAUUUUGAAUCUUCUCAACUGUUUCUCACAUUCUAUGGUGUUAUCUGAAGAUAGAAGAAGAAAUAAAUGAAUCAUCUUCAUCGCCCA